Messenger RNA from Pelobates cultripes (western spadefoot toad), 477 nucleotides. The record is from the annotation of a GenBank genome assembly. Lineage: Eukaryota; Metazoa; Chordata; Amphibia; Anura; Pelobatidae.
AUGGGCUCUCUUACCCGGUAUUUUAAAGAAAACUCUGACCGCGAGGCGGAGGCCACGGCCGCGACUUCCAAGAUGGCGGAGAUGGAAUCCAUCGAAGAUAUACAGCCACAAAGCCCUCAAAUAUUGGAAUAUUCACUAAAAUCAGUGGACAACAAUACAGAUCUAGACAUCAAAGAGAUAUUAAGAAACUUACCGUCCAAAGCUGAUCUCCAGCAUAUGAUGAGUAAGCUGGAAACUACACUCCACUCCAAAAUGACAGUGAUGGGCUCUGAAGUCCAGCAACUAAAUCUCAAGGUUACCAACCUAGAAGAGGAGAAAGAUGUCAUGCAGGCUCAAAUCACUAAUAUAUCCUCAACUUUGGAAUCACAUAUACAAUUUACGCCAGCUACCCAGAGACACAUGCUCCUUUCGCCUCAUCUCAGACGAGAGAGACAGCCUAGUAACCACAACCACCUGAGAAUUACCACCACAGAUUAA